Tyto alba (common barn owl) is the source of this 897-nucleotide messenger RNA. RefSeq lists its product as uncharacterized. NCBI's taxonomy places the organism in Eukaryota, Metazoa, Chordata, Aves, Strigiformes, Tytonidae. The record is from RefSeq and is a predicted model, not a curated record. Gene Ontology annotation, cellular component: intermediate filament. Gene Ontology annotation, molecular function: structural constituent of cytoskeleton. Bases 16 to 666 code for a protein of 216 amino acids. The transcript is spliced from 2 exons.
CUUGUUGGUAAACACAUGACAUGCGCAAAGGGAGCCUCAGGGCCUGGGGCGGUCUGGACCAGUAUAAAAGCCAGUCUGAGAGCAGGCUCCCUCAUCCACUUCUCUUGCCUUCUCCUCCUUGCUGAACAAGGUGUCCGUCCGUCCCGCAGCCAUGUCCUGCUACGAUCUGUGCCGUCCCUGUGGCCCAACCCCGCUUGCCAACAGCUGCAACGAGCCCUGCGUCAGGCAGUGCCAGGACUCCCGCGUGGUGAUUCCAGCCCUCUCCCUGUGGUGGUGACCCUGCCCGGCCCCAUCCUCAGCUCCUUCCCCCAGAACACCGCCGUGGGAUCCACCACCUCGGCUGCCUGUUGGCAGCAUCCUGAGUGCAGGAUGGUGUGCCCAUCAACUCCGGGGGCUUUGGCCUCUCUGGCCUUGGUGGCCGCUUCUGUGGCAGGAGGUGCCUGCCCUGCUAGAGCCGACCUGGACGUCCAGCGAGCGCGUCGACCAGCAAGCCCAAAGCCAGGUGCCGGACUGAGGACGGAGCUGCUGGCCAGAGUUUCCAGAGGCACUGAGCCCCCUCGUGCCCUCCAGCAAAGCAGGGAGGGAAGCCAGGUGCCAGCCCGUGCGGUCUGGAAACACGGCCAGCUGAGGUCUUCUGCUUCUCCUGCUUUCUUGUCUGCAUCAUGAGUCCCUGUGUCUCCUGCUGUCCUGUGCCUUGGGUUCAUCCUGAGGGAAGCAGAGAGGGGCCCUGCUCAUCCCCGUCUCCCCGUCUGUGUGUGGGAGGAAGACGCGUGUCCCAGUAGCUGAGAAGGGCUGCCUGAGUGUCGGGUGCCCUUGUAGCAGCCUGGACCGGGUCCCUGCCAGCAUGCACUGCUUGCUUUCUCUCUUUCAACUCAUUAAAGUUUAUGCUGCAUUGUA